GGAAUAUUCCUACAACAUUCAACUUCUUAAGAUACUUUUCCAGUGUCAUUGGCUGGUUAGACACCACUGAACUGUCGGCCGAUUGAAUUACGUCGACCCUCCUGGUAGGCACAAGUCAAUGCACCAUCUUUGCCAGACGUAAUCACGCUGGCGAGAUAUUCAGAGACGGUUUGCCUCUCCUUUCCACCUUGCCCCAGCCGCUUUGUCCUUUCAAGCAGUAAUUCUCUGCUCAGUGCUCGCUUGCCCUUGAUCCUCUUUACUCAAGACCUCCAGUCACACCCAUCCAGACUGAUUCUAGCGCCACACACACCUGUCAGUGCCACUAUCACCCCAUAUUGAUCUCACCCACUACCCCCAAUUCGCAUAUCAACAUGGCCAAUGCUACGGAUGAAGACGAUGAUUACAUGAAUAUGACAUUUGAGGAACCUCUCGGAACGAAAAAGAUGGAAACAUUGACACAGAAGAAGAAGCGCCUGGCGCGGGAAGCCGAAAUCAAAGCGAACCCAAAAUCCAAGGCGGCGCUAGCAGAAGAAGAACGCAAAAAGCGAGAGGCUGCUCUGAACUCAAACACCAUGGACACCACCAGUAAAGGCUACAAGAUGAUGGCGGCGUUGGGAUACAAACCCGGAAGUGCUCUAGGUGUGGAACGACCAGCUGGCAAGGAUGGGAGUGAAGAGAAGGACGAUCGACUGCUCGAGCCGAUUGGAUUGGAGAUGAAGGAUUCAAGGAGUGGAAUUGGUGCUGAUGCGGAGAAAAAACGGAAGUUCAGAGAAGAGCUGGCGGGUCAGGAAGAAGCGGAUAAGAAGAGGAAGACCGAUGCACUUGAUUUCCGAGAACGACAGCAUAAAGAGCGAGAGUUGAAGAGGAUGGACGGUCAGAUUUGGGGUGCGAUGAAGGUAUGUGAGCGGCUGGAAGAGGAAGAGGAAAAUACGCCGACCCAGGAAGAUGAGAACGAGGAUGUGAGGGCUCGCAAUGGCAAGCGAACCAAGCCCUUGAAAAGUGUCAAUGUCCUCUGGCGAAGUCUCGUGAAACAGAGAGCCUUGAACGAGCGAGACCGGAGAAUGAGAUACGAUCUCCACCAGUCACUUUCGAGACGGGCAGAUUACAUCGACCCCGAGGAAGAUAAGGAGGAUCGAAUCGCCCUAGGGAAGAAAGCAGACACAGAGGAAGUCGACGUGGCCCUGGACGAAGAAGAUGAAGAAUUGGACGAAGUUGAAGCUCUCGAACCACCAGAGAGGCUGAACAAACUUGUCACAUAUCUUCGUGAGAGGUGGAACUAUUGUUUUUGGUGUAAAUAUAAAUAUCCGGACAAGGAAAUGGAUGGAUGUCCGGGGUUGACGGAGGAGGAGCAUGAUUAA
Exophiala mesophila is the source of this 1358-nucleotide messenger RNA. RefSeq lists its product as uncharacterized. Gene Ontology annotation, cellular component: kinetochore. Gene Ontology annotation, molecular function: nucleic acid binding. The record is from RefSeq and is a predicted model, not a curated record. The transcript has a single exon. Lineage: Eukaryota; Fungi; Ascomycota; Eurotiomycetes; Chaetothyriales; Herpotrichiellaceae. The coding region runs from base 372 to 1358 and encodes 328 amino acids.